Salvelinus namaycush (lake trout) is the source of this 2952-nucleotide messenger RNA. Its product is annotated as lysophosphatidylserine lipase ABHD12-like. The transcript is spliced from 9 exons. Gene Ontology annotation, molecular function: phosphatidylcholine lysophospholipase A1 activity; monoacylglycerol lipase activity. Gene Ontology annotation, biological process: phosphatidylserine catabolic process; monoacylglycerol catabolic process. NCBI's taxonomy places the organism in Eukaryota, Metazoa, Chordata, Actinopteri, Salmoniformes, Salmonidae. The record is from RefSeq and is a predicted model, not a curated record. The coding region runs from base 135 to 1634 and encodes 499 amino acids. Gene Ontology annotation, cellular component: endoplasmic reticulum membrane.
UCUUCUUCAAGGCCCCCGACCCUUUUCACAGGCAAGGAAGGCAACAAUUCAUAUGUUUAGAAGAAGAAAAACCUACAUGUUCUCUCGACAAUUUCUGUCAGUAAGUUCUCUGCAGUUUAGUUUACACUUCAAAAAUGAGGAAAACAGUUGAUAAGGACAACGAAACUAAGACCAUGGACAACAAGGAAACCCCAGGGUCUGAAAAUAAGAAGUCUUACUGCAAACGGAAUACUGUUACAAGUGAACGGUCACACUAUUCUCCGUGGUUAUCCAUUUUGAAGAAGGCGAUCUUACUGCAGUGUAUCGUCUACAUCUCUCUGCCUGUCAUGCUCGGCCUGUUUCCAUGGAUACUAGGCCAUGUUGUCUUUUCUCACUGGUGUACGAAGAGGAUAAGGUUUCCGUACCUUGUGGACCUGACCAGUCCAGCAGAGCUCUCCCUGAACCACACUCUAAACUUUUACCUCAGUCCAGAGGAGGGGAUCUCACUGGGUGUAUGGCAUACGGUUCCCGACAGCCAAUGGGAGAAGGCCCAGGGGGCCUGCCCUGAGUGGUACAGUGAGACUCUGGGAGAUGGUUCUCCUGUUAUCAUCUAUCUCCACGGCAACGUGGGCUCCAGGGCCAUAAACCACAGAGUGGAACUUGUGAAGAUCCUAAGUGCAGCAGGGUAUCAUGUACUGUCACUGGACUACAGAGGUUAUGGAGAUUCCAGUGGGGAACCCAGUGAGGUUGGGAUGACCUCUGACGCCCUCUAUCUGUACCAGUGGGUAAAGACACGCAGCAGGACCAGCCAGGUCUGUCUGUGGGGACAUUCCUUGGGCACUGGGGUGGCCACCAACGCUGCUGUAAAGAUACAGGAACAGGGUGAGUUACUCCCUCCAGCUCCAGACAGGUCCUCCACCAGCUCCAGACAGUUCCUCCACCAGCUCCAGACAGUUCCUCCACCAGCUCCAGACAGUUCCUACACCAGCUCCAGACAGUUCCUUCACCAGCUCCAGACAGUUCCUUCACCAGCUCCAGACAGUUCCUUCACCAGCUCCAGACAGUUCCUACACCAGCUCCAGACAGUUCCUUCACCAGCCCCAGACAGUUCCUUCACCAGCCCCAGACAGUUCCUUCACCAGCUCCAGACAGUUCCUACACCAGCUCCAGACAGUUCCUACACCAGCUCCAGACAGUUCCUACACCAGCUCCAGACAGGUCCUACACCAGCUCCAGACAGGUCCUACACCAGCUCCAGACAGUUCCUACACCAGCUCCAGACAGUUCCUACACCAGCUCCAGACAGUUCCUUCACCAGCUCCAGACAGUUCCUUCACCAGCUCCAGACAGUUCCUACACCAGCUCCAGACAGUUCCUACACCAGCUCCAGACAGUUCCUACACCAGCUCCAGACAGUUCCUACACCAGCUCCAGACAGUUCCUUCACCAGCCCCAGACAGUUCCUACACCAGCUCCAGACAGUUCCUACACCAGCUCCAGACAGUUCCUUCACCAGCUCCAGACAGUUCCUACACCAGCUCCAGACAGUUCCUACACCAGCUCCAGACAGUUCCUUCACCAGCUCCAGACAGUUCCUACACCAGCCCCAGACAGUUCCUUCACCAGCUCCAGACAGUUCCUACACCAGCUCCUGACAGUUCCUCCACCAGCUCCAGACAGUUCCUACACCAGCUCCAGACAGUUCCUACACCAGCUCCAGACAGUUCCUUCACCAGCUCCAGACAGUUCCUCCACCAGCUCCAGACAGUUCCUCCACCAGCUCCAGACAGUUCCUCCACCAGCUCCAGACAGUUCCUACACCAGCUCCUGACAGUUCCUACACCAGCUCCUGACAGUUCCUACACCAGCUCCUGACAGUUCCUCCACCAGCUCCAGACAGUUUCUACGCCAAUCAAAUAUGUUUUUAAAUCCAUGACAGGGAAAAGUGUGGAGAAUCGGACAUAUAGUUUGUCAGUGGUGAUGAACAAAGUCAGAAGUCUUCAGAUCCAAGUGAGCGGACUCUGAUAAAGGUUUAGUUAGUUCAGUCAUACCUCAAUAGGUGGACUGUGGGCCGGACCCAGAACGGAGGUCAAUACCGUCAACAAAAAAAACAAAAAAACCUGCAGGAAAUUAAGUUUAAACCUGCUAACUUUUCUCUCUGCCAACAAGAGGGGUUGUGAAUAGUUUGGGUUACGAGCUGGGGGGUUUGUUACUACGCCGAUAAAUUACAAUAUCGAACCGGACCUUUGCCAUCUAGGACAUUUGAGCAUUUCUGAUCUAGUUCGUUUAUCUACCUUCACAGCUACCAUUGAUUUUUGAUUCCCCAAUUUAUUCAUCUGAUUUGGAGGUACACUCAAUUGUUAUUUUUCCUGUUGUUUUCAACGUCAGUGACCGGUCUUGAUAGCCUGCGUGCCAGUCUGUUUGCGCUGCCAACGUCAGUGACCGGUCUUGAUAGCCUGCGUGCCAGUCUGUUUGCGCUGCCAACGUCAGUGACCGGUCUUGAUAGCCUGCGUGCCAGUCUGUUUGCGCUGCCAACGUCAGUGACUGGCCUCAACGCAAUCUCAACGUUCAGUAUGCAGCUGGAGUUUAUGCAAGGGUUCCACUGAUAGAACCUCUAUUAAAAAGCAUGACACCCCACAAAAAUGUGUAGAGGUGCUGACUGAGGGAGAAUAAAAUGUAUAAAAGAAAAGGAGACACACUCGACACACGCUCCAAACAAUUUAAAGUGAUGCUCCGGAACUUUUGUAUAAUUUCAGCCAGUAGUUUUGAUAGUGGUGCUCAAAAGCCAAACCGGGUCCCUGUUUUGUGUGUACUACGUCCUCCAUUUCAUAUGUAAUUUUACAUCCUGCUUUUUGGUUUGCAAUUCGUAUAUUAUACACACAGUACCAGUCAAAAGUUUGGACACACCUACUCAUUCCAGGGAUUUUCUUUAUUUUUACUAUUUUCUACAUUGUAGAAUUAUAGUGAAGACAU